AUGGAUAAAAUGUCGAAACCAGUCUUUCUAAAAGACAGUGAGUUGCCCAAAGACAGUAGUAAAAGAAUUACAAAUUUUGAUUUAUUAGAUGCUAUAACUGUUGCUGUCGGGGACACGGUCAAAUGCGUCCAGCUUGACCGUGACCUCUGGCGAAUCUAUCUGGACGAGAAACAAAGCAGAGAUAAACUCAUUAUUGAAGGAUUUGACUUAAACAAUCAGCACGUACGAGUAUACGACUCCAAUCCAUACUCAGCAGGCCUUACUGAUCCAGAAGAUCCGGUCCUUAAAGUAACUGUAUGCGGCGUUCCACUCUCUGUGGACGAUUCGGCCAUACAUGACAUGCUUACAAAAUUAGGAGUACAUCCUAAGAGCGAGAUCAAAUACGAAAAAAUUAGAAACCCUACAUCCAAUAAAAUGACCAAAGUAUUAAAUGGCAACAGAUUUCUGUAUAUAGAACCACUUGAACAAAACAAGGCCUUGCCUAGAUUCAGUUACUGCGCAGGUCUCAAAUGUAAGAUCUUCCAUCGCGGACAAAAUGUCGAAAAACCACCUAGUACCUGUACCAACUGCUGGGAAACUGGGCACUCUUUCAGGCUAUGCCAGAAUAUUCCGCGUUGUUCCGCUUGUAAGGAAACUGGACACAAGCCCGGCUCCAAUCUAUGUCCGCAAUACAUCGAAGAUAACUCUAAUGAAGUUGAAGCUUUUGAUGGUAAAGAAAAUGUGCUUUCAAAUUUCUUCCCAUGUGAGCUUAUGGUCUUUGGCGAAUCUUUUGAAUCAGCUGAACAAGCUUUUCAGCUUACGAAGGCUGUUCGAGCGGGAGACCUUUUGGCGGCGGAGAGGAUUCGAGCAGCGAAAUCUGCGUUGGAAUGUAAACAAAUCGGAAACUCCGUCCUACCAUCCACUUCCUGGCAUCAGGACGCGCCUAAGGUUAUGGAAGAAAUUGUGAUAGAAAAAGUGAAACAAAUAUCUGAAAUGAAAAAGAAAAUUACGCAAGUGUUUACAGAUGAAAAAGUGUUUGCGCACUCAGUAUAUGACCAGUUUUGGGGAACUGGUCUAAACUCGACGCAAACCGUGCACACAAAUCCGAAAGCGUGGCCAGGGCAAAAUGUUAUGGGCAAGCUGCUGCAACGUGUUGCAGAAUCCUUUCAUGCAAGCUCACAGCGUACAAGUUCCCGGAACAGGAAAACCACAGUUAACAACGCCAGCAAAGCCAACCAGAAAGACCUGGAUGGGUAUGUUAAAAAAUCAAGUAAAUCCAGCAAAUAA
Magallana angulata is the source of this 1266-nucleotide messenger RNA. RefSeq lists its product as uncharacterized. The record is from RefSeq and is a predicted model, not a curated record. The coding region runs from base 1 to 1266 and encodes 421 amino acids. NCBI's taxonomy places the organism in Eukaryota, Metazoa, Mollusca, Bivalvia, Ostreida, Ostreidae. The transcript has a single exon.